AUGGCUUCUUCUAUACUUAAACUACCUUCUUGCCUGUCUUUGAACAUCAAACCAUCUUACAAGCGUACUACUCAGGUGGCCAUGCAAGUUAGAGCUCAAAGAUUUAGAGAUGAAGGGAAGUCAAGUAACAUUGUUGAUGCAAAUUUGAGUGUUCUAAGAGAAAGGAUUGAAGAAGUUAAGAUCAAGGAGAGAUUUGAGAGGUGCUGCAAAAGUGAAAAUGGCUGGAAUUAUGCACCUGGAUAUAAUUAUAUGCUAAAAAAAGAAGUGGGGUUGGUUCAUCAGUUCAUUGAUCUUGUAGUACAGGAGAUUCAUGCCGCUGUCCACAAAAUGAGCAGCCCUCUUUCAUCUGAAAAGAAAAACUUCCGCUUACCGAUCCAAGAUUGGAGCAUUCGAUCAAGUGUCUCUGUGUGCUUGCCAGCUGCUGGACGCAUUUCUCAUGAAUUGACUUUAAAUAUAUAA
Messenger RNA from Dovyalis caffra, 459 nucleotides. The record is from the annotation of a GenBank genome assembly. NCBI's taxonomy places the organism in Eukaryota, Viridiplantae, Streptophyta, Magnoliopsida, Malpighiales, Salicaceae.